Messenger RNA from Phragmites australis (common reed), 2572 nucleotides. Its product is annotated as L-type lectin-domain containing receptor kinase SIT1-like. The coding region runs from base 99 to 1949 and encodes 616 amino acids. Gene Ontology annotation, cellular component: plasma membrane. The record is from RefSeq and is a predicted model, not a curated record. Gene Ontology annotation, biological process: protein phosphorylation. NCBI's taxonomy places the organism in Eukaryota, Viridiplantae, Streptophyta, Magnoliopsida, Poales, Poaceae. Gene Ontology annotation, molecular function: carbohydrate binding; protein kinase activity; ATP binding. The transcript has 2 exons.
UUAUAAACUCCAGUAUCUUGAGUUGAAUGUAAGCUUCGGCACUCUCCUGAGAUCCACCAGCACGCUUGCAUAUUAGCUUUUCAUAUUGUCAACAAAACAUGUUCGACAUGAAGCCCAUGUCCUUGGUUCUACGACUUAUGAUCCUCUUCUUUAGCCUUAAACUAGCAGCCAUUACCACUGGCAGUGACCAUUUUGUCUUCUCUGGCUUCUCCAACUCCGACAUCAAUCUUGAUGGAGCGGCCACUGUGUUGCCAAAUGGUCUACUCUACUUGACCAAUGGCACUGCCAUGAUCAGGGGGCAUGCGUUCUACCCGACUCCAUUGCGUUUCCGUGAGUUCUCCAACAGCACCGUCCAUUCCUUCUCUGUCUCAUUUGUGUUCGGCAUCCUCCCACCCUAUCCCAGUCAUGGCAUCGCCUUUUUUGUUGCACCAAGCAAGAAUUUCUCGUCCGCAGUAGCCGUACAAUACAUGGGUCUCCUCAACAAACAGAGCAAUGGCAACGUAACCAACCACAUCUUUGCGGUUGAGCUUGAUCCUGUCCAAAACAGCGAGUUCCAUGACAUCAAUGACAACCAUGUCGGCAUUGACAUCAACAGUCUUCAAUCGAUGCAAUCCUACUCUGCUGGAUUCUAUGAUGGUAAAAAUGGCAAUUUCGAGAACCUGAGCCUCAUCAGUGGUGCGGCGAUGCAAGUCUGGGUGGACUACAACGCGAAGACAUCAGAAAUUAACGUGACCAUGGCUCCAUUGCAUGUGGAGAAACCAGUGAGGCCACUACUCUCAGCCACCUACAACCUUUCAACAUUGAUCACAGAGCUGGCAUACGUCGGCUUCUCAUCUUCUACAGGCAAAAUCAAAUCACAAAACUAUGUGCUUGGAUGGAGUUUUGGCAUGAAUUCUCCUGCUCCAGCUAUCGACGUCACCAAGCUGCCGAGGUUGCCUCAUGUUAGCACAAAGGAUCGAUCAAAGAUUCUGGAGAUCAGUGUACCAAUGGCAAUAGCGAUGGUUCUCAUUGCAACUGGUACUACUAUUUUCUUACUUGUUCAAAGGCAUUUGAGAUAUGCUGAGUUACGAGAAGAUUGGGAGUUCGAGUAUGGACCACACCGGUUCUUGUAUAAAGAUUUAUUUGAUGCCACACAAGGAUUCAGGGACAAGCACCUGGUAGGAAGUGGAGGAUUUGGGACGGUGUACAAAGGAGUGCUUCGUGUAUCUAAAUUAGAGAUAGCUGUGAAGAGGGUGUUGCACAGCUCGCAGCAAGGCAUGAAGGAGUUCAUCAUGGAAAUUGUUAGCCUGGGUCGCCUCCAACACCGCAAUCUUGUGCAGUUACUUGGUUAUUGUCGACGAAAAGGUGAACUCUUUUUAGUAUAUGAUUACAUGCCAAAUGGAAGCCUAGACAAAUACUUAUAUAGUCAAGAGAACAAUCUUUAUCUUGGUUGGGCUCAAAGGUUUCAUAUCAUCAAAGGCAUUGCAUCUGCAUUGUUGUAUCUCCAUGAGGAGUGGGAGAAAGUUGUCAUUCAUCGAGACAUCAAGCCAAGCAAUGUGCUACUCGACAAUGAGAUGAAUGCACGUCUUGGUGACUUUGGCCUAGCAAGAUUGCAUGACCAUAACAUUGAACCACAAAGCACACAGGUUGUUGGUACCAUAGGAUACCUAGCUCCAGAGCUGGCAUCCAUUAGCAAGGCAACUCCUCAUACUGAUGUCUUUUCUUUUGGCAUAUUCAUUCUUGAAGUCACAUGUGGAAAAAAACCUAUAAUAGAAAGCAAUCAAGAAAACCAACUCAUGCUGGUGGACUGGGUGCUCGAGCAUUGGCACAAAGGGUCACUCACUGAUACAGUGGAUACUAGGCUCGAAGAUGAGGAGCAGUUCGAGAACCUCCAGACCAAGUGUUUGAAGAGUCUGAGCAGCAAAUUGGAAGAGGCAAGUGUCCUUGAAUAUUCUGAUCCCAGUUUUUAAAUGCGUUCUUCAUUUCAAACAUGCAUGUUGUUAAUACUGAAUCCCAUUUACUUAUAGUACCAUGUUCCAUAUUUUCCUUGUCACCUUAGUUUUAGUAGUGAUUAUGAUGGGUAGCUUAUGCUUAGAUUUGCACAAGGGUAUCGAUGGGUUGAUGGUUAAACAUGACUAAUGAGCUAUGCAACUAUGAGUUGGAAAAUACUAGUAAUGGUAUAGCAAUAUGAAACCUUAGGUCUUGAGCAAAGAGGUGUUGGUGAUGGUGAUUAUAGUUAUGUGGUUAGUUUGGCAUUUGCUCAAGUGACCUAAGUAAGGACCUGGUUUAUGGAGCAACUGUCACGCCCCCAAAUUCUUAAUCAUGUAAUUAAGCAUAAUCACACUUUUUAAGCAUUAUGUUUAAUUUUGCGUAAUUAUAAUUCGGAAUAUUAAUGCAAUGCGUAUGAAAUCAUUUGGAUGAGAGAAAGAAAUACAGGUGGGAAAAGAAUUGAAUUCACAGUGAAAAUAGACACCUUUCACUUACAUGUAGGCCCCACAUGUGGCCCCACCUUCCAACCACCCCAAAGGGGCAGCUCACCUACCCUCUCUCUCUCUCUCCCACCUGCUCCCGCCCUCACUCCCGUGCUCCAACC